AUGGAUCGAAAAUGGAUGUUUGCGAACUGUUUGUCGAAUGAGUACGAGGGUGGAGUCAACAAGUUUGUCAGUUUUGCGGUUCAACAUGCCGAGGCCAUUGAUAAUAUCAUAUGCCCUUGCUUACGUUGUUACCAUAUAAGACGAGUCAAUCAAUCUGAGCUGAAAGAUCAUCUAAUAAUUAAUGGAAUUGAUCCAAGGUACACAUGUUGGACAAAUCAUGGUGAGACAAGUUCUGAGUCUAAUGUGAGAUAUGAUUCACGUGAUGAUGACAUGGAGACUGACGCAGAUGAAUGUGAUCGUGUUGAAGAGCUUGCAAAUAUGUUUGAGGAUGAUUUUCGAGAUUGCCCUAAAAUGUUUGAAACAUUGAAAAGUGAUGCGGAGAAACCAUUGUAUAAUGGAUGUUCUAAAUUCACAAGAUUGUCAGCUGUCUUGAAGUUCUUUAACUUGAAAGCGAGCAAUGGAUGGACAGAUAAGAGUUUCACUGAAUUACUUAUUCUUUUGAAAGACAUGCUUCCAGAGGACAAUGUGCUUCCAAGUAAAACAUAUGAGGCUAAACAAAUGAUAUCUUCUAUUGGCAUGGGCUACGAGAGGAUACACGCGUGUCCGCGUGAUUGUAUUUUAUUUCGAAAUGAAUAUGCAUCACUGAGGGCAUGUCCUAAAUGUCACUCCUUGCGAUACAAGAAAGAAGGGUCAACUCCGGCAAAGGUGUUGUGGUAUUUUCCCAUAAUCCCGAGGUUUAGGCGCAUGUUCUGGAGCGCAGAUGCAAAACACUUUACAUGGCAUGCUACAAGGGAACAAGAUGGCUUGCUCAGACAUCCAGCAGAUUCUCCUCAGUGGAAAAAUUUUGAUUAUAAAAAUGGGGAGUUUUCCCGAGAGACAAGGAACCUACGACUUGCAUUGUGUACCAAUGGGUUUAAUCCGCAUAGCCUUCAAAGUAACAGUCACAGUACAUGGCCGGUGAUUUUAGCUAUCUACAACCUACCUCCAUGGUUAUGCAUGAAGCGCAAAUAUAUGAUGUUGUCGAUGCUAAUUUCAGGGCCCAAACAACCAGGAAAUGACAUAGACAUUUACUUGGCUCCUCUGAUUGAAGAUUUAAAGCAUUUGUGGGACAUAGGUGUGGAGGUGUAUGAUGGGUAUAGGGAAGAAAACUUCACAUUGAGAGCUAUGUUGUUUGGUACGAUUAAUGAUUUUCCGGCAUACAGUAAUCUAUCAGGAUAUAGCGUUAAAGGACAGUGUGCUUGCCCUAUAUGUGAGGAUGAUACAACUACCAUGCGAUUGGAACAUGGUCAGAAAAAUGUUUUCCUUGGGCAUCGUAGAUUUUUGCCUGUAGGACAUCGUUAUAGGACGUGA
Lotus japonicus is the source of this 1350-nucleotide messenger RNA. RefSeq lists its product as uncharacterized. Lineage: Eukaryota; Viridiplantae; Streptophyta; Magnoliopsida; Fabales; Fabaceae. The transcript has a single exon. Bases 1 to 1350 code for a protein of 449 amino acids. The record is from RefSeq and is a predicted model, not a curated record.